AUGUUUUUGAGAAACGUUGCGAAGCAAUCCGUUAGAACUAUGUCGAAAUUGACUCCUGUGGCUACCAAGCUCUCGCCACCUGCUGCGGCCUCUUACUCCCAGGCCAUGAAGGUCAACAACUUGAUCUUCGUGUCCGGUCAAAUCCCUUACACUGCCGAGAACAAGCCCGUUGAAGGGUCCAUUGGUGACAAGGCCGAACAGGUGAUUCAGAACGUCAGCAACAUCCUUAAGGAAGCCAAUUCGAGCCUAAAUAAGGUGGUCAAGGUCAACGUUUUUUUGGCUGACAUCAAGGAUUUUGCCGAGUUCAAUGUCGUUUACGCCAAGCACUUCAACGAACACAAGCCUGCCAGAUCCUGUGUUGCCGUUGCUUCUCUUCCAUUGGAUGUAGACUUGGAAAUGGAGGUCAUUGCCGUCGAGCAGGAUUGA
This is a messenger RNA of Lachancea lanzarotensis, 426 nucleotides long. RefSeq names its product LALA0S01e02146g1_1. The record is from RefSeq and is a predicted model, not a curated record. Bases 1 to 426 code for a protein of 141 amino acids. The transcript has a single exon. Gene Ontology annotation, molecular function: deaminase activity. Gene Ontology annotation, cellular component: mitochondrion; cytosol. NCBI's taxonomy places the organism in Eukaryota, Fungi, Ascomycota, Saccharomycetes, Saccharomycetales, Saccharomycetaceae.